AACAACAAACAAGCCCUCUUAGAUUCAGACGCUGAACGUCCUUUCUCAUAACAACAGCCUCCACCCAGAGGGCUAUUUAAAUAAAACUGUUCAAUUAACAAUAGUAUGUAUGGAAAUAUUAGCCCACACGGAGUCUCUACGUGUUGUCAGUCUAAAUAACUCGUAUUUAUUACAUAUGAGUUGUGAACAAAUUUGUUUGUUAGUGAUGUUUGAAUAAAGUUCGGGCGGCUUUCGGUACAGACGUCUAUUGAUUUCGGUACAUUCUGGAGGCACGCACGGAUUAAAAAAGGCCGUGGAAUAUGGACUCGAGAGCUGACGAUGACGAGGCCCCCACAGACCCGGCCGCCAGGAAGCAUACCCACCACGACUACACUGAACAGGACUUUGAAGGACACAGAGCGCACACCGUGUUUGUGGGGGUUCAUGUACCGGCAAGAAGACACUCACAUAGGAAACACAAACACCAUCAUCGCUAUGGAGAAAAGGAUCCCGAAAGACCAAGCCCAGCAGUAAUGGCUCGAGUUAGAAGACUUAGCGUUACGGAUGAUGGGGAAACAUUAACACCACCAGCUCAAAGGGUACAAUUUAUACUGGGCGAAGAUGUUGACGACUCCACGCUUGAAUCGCAUCCCCUUUUUUCUGAAAUGGAAGAGCUGGUUAAGGAUGGAGAUGAGUUGGAAUGGAAAGAGACCGCAAGGUGGAUAAAAUUUGAGGAAGACGUCGAGGAAGGAGGCAAUAGGUGGUCGAAACCACAUGUUGCGACACUUUCUUUGCAUUCGCUUUUUGAACUGCGAAGUCUCAUAUUGAAUGGAUCAGUGAUCCUUGACUUAGAAGCAAAUUCAUUAGAACAAGUUGCAGAUAGUGUUCUAGACAAUAUGGUUGUUGAAGGGCUUCUUGCUUAUGAUAGAAGAGACAAAGUAAAAGAUGCAUUACUUCGAAGACAUAGACAUCAACAUGAAAGACGAAAUCAUAAUAAUAUGUCCAGACUUCCUUUAAUCCGUUCUCUUGCGGAUAUUGGAAAAAAUCACUCAUCCUGCAAAAAUUUCCAGGAGAGUGGCUCUCGACGCUCCAGUUCGAGGAGUUGUCGAGGGUCCACCUCAUCUCAGAAAUCGGCACUCCAUCCCGCAGCCGACUCGAGAGGCUCUUAUCUAGCCGUUCCAGUGGAUGAAGGUGCUACAAGUUCAUCAAGUGGGCCUUUUCAAAAAGGAGACUUUGGUCGAUUCCUAGGCAUCUCUAGUGCGGGUGCAGCUCAUGAUGAAGGAAUGAUAAAAAGUCCUAGCAAUUUAUCUAUGCAUCGUAAUCACAGUUUAGGAGAUUUACCAUUGAAUGGGGAUAUAAAUCACAAAUGCAAUACACAUUUUAUGAGAAAAAUCCCACCUGGAGCCGAAGCUUCCAAUAUUCUUGUCGGUGAAGUUGAUUUUCUCGAAAAAACGCUUUCCGCUUUCGUGAGACUGAAAACUGGUACUAUUAUGGGCGAUUUGACCGAAGUUCCUGUGCCAACACGGUUUAUGUUUGUUUUGCUAGGACCACCCAACAGCAACUCUAGCUUUCACGAAAUCGGAAGAGCAAUGGCAACCUUAAUGUCAGAUGAAAUAUUUCAUGAGGUUGCUUAUAGGGCUAAAAGACGUGAUCACCUAUUAGCGGGAAUAGAUGAGUUUCUGGAUGCUGUGACUGUAUUGCCGCCUGGAGAGUGGGACCCGGCUAUUCGUAUUGAACCUCCCGCAGCAAUUCCUUCUCAAGAUCCUCGCAAGCGUCCAAAUGACAGUACGCCGAAGGAGGAACCCGAUGAAGAAGAAGAAGAACAAAAGCAAAGAGAAGAGUCGGGUUUGUCAAGGAGUGGAAAACUGUUUGGUGGUUUAAUGAAUGACUUUAAACGAAAAAUUCCAUGGUAUUGGUCAGACUUUAAAGAUGCUAUGGCUCUACAGUGUAUUGCUUCGUGGAUAUUUUUAUACUUUGCCUGCCUAUCACCAAUUAUAACUUUCGGAGGCUUGUUAGGAGAAGCAACUGGUAAAAAUAUGGCAGCAAUGGAAUCUUUGGUGUCUGGUUUUGUAUGCGGCAUGGGAUACGGAUUUUUUUCUGGCCAACCCUUAACAAUCUUGGGGUCAACUGGACCCGUCUUAGUAUUUGAAACGAUCGUUUUCGAAUUUUGUAAACAGAUUGGGUGGAACUACAUGUCUUUUAGAUUCUGUAUCGGAACAUGGACGACUAUUAUCCUUAUUACUUUAGUUGCAAUAGACGCAAGUGCAUUGGUUUGUUACAUAACUCGAUUCACAGAAGAAAAUUUCGCAACUUUAAUAGCUUUCAUAUUUAUUUACAAGGCAGUGGAAAAUGUUAUCUCAAUCGGCAGAAAGUACCCUUUAAAGACGCGGCCAGAUGAAGUUCUCAAUUAUGAAUGUUAUUGUUUACCCACCAAUUACUCAAAAGUACCGGAGCAAUUUAAUUGGACGUCCGUUGAUAAAGUGUCUUGUCAGUUAUAUAACGGAACCUUAGCAGGUGGUGGGUGUGAUACCAAAGUCUAUGUUCCAGAUGUCUUUUUGAUGUCAAUAAUUUUAUUUCUCGGCACAUUUACAAUCUCUAUUAUUCUUAAAGAUUUCAAAAACUCCCUGUUCUUCCCAUCAAAGGUCCGGCAAAUCAUAAGUGAUUUUUCGGUUAUAAUAGCAAUUCUGUCGAUGUCUUUCCUAGAUUAUAAAGUCGGUGUGAAAACCCCAAAACUGGAGGUUCCAUCAGAAUUUAAACCAACUUUGCCAACUCGCGAUUGGGUCAUAACUCCAUUUAAUGGAAAUCCAGUUUGGUCGGCCCUGGUAGCUAUUCUACCGGCAUUGUUGGGUACCAUACUUAUAUUCAUGGAUCAACAAAUAACAGCAGUUAUUGUAAAUCGGAAAGAGAAUAAAUUGAAGAAAGGAUGUGGUUACCAUUUGGACCUAUUCGUCUUAGCUAUUCUUAUACAAAUUUGUUCUAUAAUGGGAUUGCCAUGGUUUGUAGCGGCUACUGUCCUGAGUAUAAAUCAUGUGAAUUCUCUAAAGGUCGAAUCGGAAUGUGCUGCUCCUGGUGAAAAACCACAAUUUUUAGGAGUUAGAGAACAAAGAGUGACACAUAUCCUCAUAUUUCUGACUAUAGGUUGUUCGGUUGUAUUAACCCCAGUAUUAAGACAUAUACCAAUGCCAGUAUUAUUUGGAGUAUUUCUAUAUAUGGGUGUUGCAUCGCUCAAAGGACUCCAAUUCUUUGAUAGGAUUUUGAUAAUGUUUAUGCCUCAAAAAUAUCAGCCAGAUCACAUGUUCUUGCGACAAGUCCCAAUACGUCGAGUUCAUAUAUUUACUGCUAUCCAACUGACUUGUCUUGUCUGUUUGUGGCUUAUUAAGUCGUUUUCGACAACAUCCAUUUUGUUUCCAUUGAUGCUUGUUGUAAUGAUUGGUAUCAGGAAAUCUCUGGAUUGGUUCUUUACCAGAAGAGAAUUAAAAAUUUUAGAUGAUGUUAUGCCUGAAAUGACCAAGAGGAACCAAGACGAACUUCGCGAACUCGGCGAUAUCGAGGACACAAACAAGAGCAGUCCUCCAACAUUUCAAGAGAAUCUACAAAUCCCUCUUAUCAAUGGAAACAUAAUGAACAUACCUUUGACAUCUAUUAACAUAUCUGAGGAAAUGAAUAAAACAGGAAUUUGGAAACAAGUCAAUAACACCAAUAAAAAUAAAAAUCAUGCAGAAGGAAGGGAUUUAAAAUUAAAGUGCGGGAAAAAAACUAUCAAACACAAAAAACUAAUAUCCAAAAACGCACAAUCCGAGAUCGAGAGGCGCCUUUCAACGAUGGCAGAAGUGGAGGAAGAUGACUCAAUGAAGAGCGAUCUCCUAAGGCGCAAGGAUUCCUGGAAUAGCGGACUUAAAAAGCAAAAUAAAUCUGCUGAAACAUCUGUUUAAAUAUUUAUUUAUUUUCAUAUUAAGUAUUUUUUCACUCUCUUAUAAGUUAUUUAAAUUUACAAACUUUAUUUUAGUUCUAUUUGCAAUUUGUUAUGAUUUUUUUUUAUUCUAACGCUUUUGUCUUUAAUCUAAUACUUUGUUUUAAUAAACUUGAUUUUUUUUUUAUAAUUUUUAUAGACAUAUAAUUAAUAAGACAUAUUCCGUUAAGGCUAUGUUUGUAAUUACGUAUAAUUUAUGUUUAGCUAUGAAGAGGCACAAAUGAUUUAAAAUAAUAUAAAUUAAUAUUUAUUUCUUUGAUAUUAUUCGUGUAUUCGUAUGAUAGGCACUGUUUCGGAUACUUUCGAUGUCUAAUAUUAAGGUCAUGGAGUUAAUAUAAUUACAUUUAUAAUUUUUUUUGUCAAUGUUGUAUUUAUCUAUACAAAUAUAUACAUUUUUAUAUGAACUUUUAAGUCAUAUUAAAUGUUUUUUUAAGGAUUUAAUAAAACUUUAAUCACGUCGAAUAUUAAUUGACCACAGUCUAAAUUACAUUUGAAAUAUGUUGAACAUCUUUGCAAUGAACAUUUUCCCUAAAAUUGUUUUAACAUAUCUAAAUAUCAAAGCUUUGAAAAAUCUUAUAAUUUAUCUUUAUAAGUUAUUAAUGUGCUAUGGUCGUCGGAAUUAUCUUCUAUACAUUACAUAGGUAUAAAUAAGUGUUUAAUGAGUGAUACAGAAUUAAUGUGAAUUAAAAUUAAUAUAAUCACCCCGUAUAAUAGGAACCAUUACUAAAGAAAGUGCCAAUAGAAUAACACCACUAGCGUGUAGAUUAUUAAAUAUUAAAAAUACUCAGUGACUUCACCAAAUUUGAUAAUACACUCAUUUACCCUAUGUCCGUAGUUAUUUGUAAUAUCAAUGUAAUAUAGACCUUAUAAGUAUAGCAUAAAUCUUAGGGAUGCUUACAUACAAUAGAGUAACUAUUACGUGUCAUUUAAAUAGAACAAACAGUAAUUUAAUUGUUAUUAUUUGAACAAUAAUAUAAGUUAUUUACCUACAAUUUAUUAUUGUCAUUGAAAGCCGAUUUUUAAUGUAACAAACAGCUUUUAGGUACUGUAAAUGUAUACGUAUUCAGGAAUAAAAUUAAUGGAAUUGACUAUUUAUUUGACCGAUGUUAUUUAUUACUAUAUGAUUCGGGGAAUAAAAACGUGUUUGGUACUCGUAAAGCUUAGAUAUGUUGUGUUGUAACCUCACCACCUCACCACGAUUUGGCAGUAUCAAAAAACAUAGACAAUCUCCUGUUUUUUCAUACGUUAAUACUUUUCAUCAAUUUGCCUAUUGAAAACCGGGAACUAUUUAGUAUGACGAUUCAAACUAUGAUGCUAUGGCGGUAAUCGCCACCACAUAACUAUAUUUAAUUUUCAAUAUACUAGCAUUACUUUUAUUAUACGUAGCGACAGCAGUCCGUGUUUAUCCCUAAUACGCCUAAUAUAGUGAAUUGUAGCCGAGUGGUAGUUAAAUGUUGGAUUAAGUAAACAAUUAUUGUUGUACCUGGCGGGAAUUACUCGAAUUUGUAUUGUUUUGGAGAUCUUUGUGGAGUGUUACGAAUAAAUGGAAUUUUUGAACGUA
Danaus plexippus (monarch butterfly) is the source of this 5510-nucleotide messenger RNA. It is a transcript of the gene Ndae1, whose product is annotated as electroneutral sodium bicarbonate exchanger 1. Gene Ontology annotation, cellular component: plasma membrane. Gene Ontology annotation, biological process: regulation of intracellular pH; transmembrane transport; bicarbonate transport. Lineage: Eukaryota; Metazoa; Arthropoda; Insecta; Lepidoptera; Nymphalidae. The transcript has 16 exons. The record is from RefSeq and is a predicted model, not a curated record. Gene Ontology annotation, molecular function: solute:inorganic anion antiporter activity; sodium:bicarbonate symporter activity; monoatomic anion transmembrane transporter activity. The coding region runs from base 300 to 3911 and encodes 1203 amino acids.